AUGCUCCAAGAUGAUUUGAUCUGUAGAAUAGAGCAGGGUGGAGCCAUGGAAAGGGAGAGAGAGUGGAGGAGGAGGAAAAAGGGGAAGGAGGGGGAGCAGGAGGAGGGGGAGGAGGAGGAGGAGGAGGAGGAGGAGGAGGAGGAGGAGGAGGAGGAGGAGGAGGAGGAGGAGGAGGGGGAGGAGGAGGAUGGAGGGGGGGGGGGGGGAGGAGGAGGAGGAGGAGGAGGAGGAGGAGGAGGAGGAGGAGGAGGAGGAGGAGGAUGGGGGGGGGGGGGGGAGGGGGAGGUGGAAGGGGAGGAGGAGGAGGAGGAGGAGGAGGAGGAGGAGGAGGAGGAGGAGGAGGAGGAGGAGGAGGAGGAGGAGAAGGAGGAGGAGGAGGAGGAGGAGGAGGAGGAGGAGGAGGAGGAGGGGGAGGAGGAGGAGGAGGAGGAGGAGGAGGAGGAGGAGGAGGAGGGGGAGGAGGAGGAUAGAGGGGGGGAGGAGGAGGAGGAGGAGGAGGAGGAGGAGGAGGAGGAGGAGGAGGAGGAGGAGGAGGAGGAGGAGGAGGAGGAGGAGGAGGAGGAGGAGGAUGAGGAUGCGGAGGAGAUAGUAUGGAGAGGGGAGACAAGGGGAGACGAGGGGGACGGGGCAACGAGGGGGAAUACGGGAGACGAGGGGUGCGGGGCGGGAGAGGGGAGGACGGUGGAGACGAGGGGGGCGGGGAGGGCGAGGGGGGGACAGGGGACACGGGGGGACGAGGGGGGCGUGGGGGACGGGGGAGACGAGGAGGGCGUGCGGGGCGGGGGGGACGGAGAGCGCGAGGGGGACGCACGGAGGAGAUCGCUGAUGGCGGCGGUGGGAACGGCGGGGACGAGCAGGCGCGUGCCGAGCACGGUGUGCACGUGCAUGCACCACGCCGAGAUGUCGCCUCCCCCAUGUGGCACCUCCGACGGCGAUACCAACCCUCUCGCCGGCAUAACUCCCGCCGCUUCCCCACCCGCCACUACCCCCGUCGCUACCCCUCCCCCUCCCAUCUCUACCGCUCCCCUCCCUGCUCCGCCCCUCCCUGCCCCGCGCGUCGCUGCGCCUCCCCGCACGCCCGCUGGUCGGCCUCGCGCCAUGGCGGCAGCUUCUCGUGCGCCUCAACAAGAACCGGCUCCCUUUUCCAACGAUCGCUGUGCGAUGCCUGUGCGAUCCCCGUGCGAUGCCUGUGCGAUGCCUGAACAACUACCCAUCUCCCUCGUGUACGGCGACGAGCGCUGGCAGAAAACCAUUCGCUACUUCCUCACCCGCCACGGCCAGCACAUCAGCUCCCUCCACCUCAUCUUCACCGACCUGAAGCAACUCCGCUCCCUCCGCCCCUUGAUCGCUCGCUGCAGCCCCUCCCUCUCCUCCUUCAGCAUCAAGCUUCGCGGCUUUGUAGACAGCGACGAGGAGCAGGAGUACAAGGACUGGACGCUCACCUUCCUCCAAAACUGCUCGCACCUGCAGCACCUGAAGCUGGGCCGAGGCAUGUGGAACCUCGAUAAGAGCUGUGCGAAUGCGGCCUGGUUGAGGUCCAUCCGCUGCCUGACCCUCAAGCAGGUGGACACCAACCACGUCAACUUUAAGUAUCUGGACUCCAUCACACCGCAGCUGCACGAGUUCACGCUCUACCAGCACUGGCACCUCUCCCGCGGGCCCAUGUUUGGCUCCCAUGAGAUGAAAUUCUCCUUCCCCAAUGCCCGCCUCCUCCGCUUCCGUUUCGCCAGCAACGAGCUCACGCUCACCCUAACCGUCUCCAAGGCUCUCAAGACUCUAUCAGUGAUGGCUAAGUGGCUCGUGCUCUCCUGCAAGAGCACCGCCCCUCUCACUCUCGACCACCUCUCACUGUAUGGCCAGGAUCGACUUGUCAUCUCCACCCUCCGUCUUGCAUCUGCACGAGCCGUGUACCUGAACGGCCCUGCAACCGACAAGGGCAGCAGUCGCCCCAGGAUAUCCUACCAGUUUCCGCCUUCAUUCCAGCACGCUCCCCGUGGCGUUUCCAGCUUUUCGUGGACCAAAUGGCUGCGCUCUAUAGCGGGAAGCGUGGAGGUGCUUGUAGUGAGGCACGGAAUUCCGAUUGAGGAGGUGGGUUCGGUGUGGAGGAAGCUUCGCAGCCUUGGGAUUGUCGCGCACGCAAAGGGGCAGCAUAAUAAGGAGUGGGAGGCGACGGUGGAGAAUCACAAGGCGUUUAUGGAUGACGGGGAGUAUGAUGAUGAUUUGGAUGAAGAUGGCUUUGGUGGUUAUGAUGAUGAGGAUGACGAGGAAGAGGAUGAUGAUUAUGAUGAUGAUGAUGCUGAUGAGGAUGAGGAUGAGGAUGAGUAUGGUUCUUCUGACGAUGAUGAUGUGUAUGGGGGGAGGGGUUAUGGUGGGAGAGGGGGAAGAGGCCGCAAGUCUGUGCAAAAGAAGAAGAAAGAGAAGGUCUGUGCCAAGCCGCCAUCCAUCGGCGCUCCCAACCUGCAGUUCCUCUUCUUCCCCACGCGCAAGGUGUGUGACGUGCCCACACUGGCUGCACUGCGGCAGGACUACCCCGCCCUGGCGCUCUACUGUGUGGUGGACCGCUCCUUCUACUGGCACAGGAAGGGGAUGCCUGUGAGGGAUGCGCCGCUGGAGCAUGUGCGGCAGGCAAAGAGCGGGGUGCUGCGGGAUAGGUUUGAUGAGAAGAAGCAGCUGAAGAAUGUGAGGGAGAAGAUGUACAGUGUGAAUAGGAAGCUGGUGGAGGGGUACAGUGUUGAGGAGGACGAGGCGCAUAUGUUUAAGUACAAGGGAAGGUUCUAG
Messenger RNA from Closterium sp. Naga37s-1, 2778 nucleotides. The record is from the annotation of a GenBank genome assembly. NCBI's taxonomy places the organism in Eukaryota, Viridiplantae, Streptophyta, Zygnematophyceae, Desmidiales, Closteriaceae.